AGUAAUUUGAUUGAUCCGUUGGUUUGAGACAGGCUUUAGCAGCUUCGUAGGUCUAACCGAAAUAAGAAACUGUCAUUUUCUGGCACAGUUGGACCAAGUGAGAAACCAAGACACACAACAACAACACGAACAAGUCCUUACUAGCCGCAACACCAAUCCCAACAACACCAAGAAACACAAAACCACUCCUUUUAAAUAUCUUUCUCUUCUCUCUCAAACUUUUCUUUUCCAAUUCUCUCUUCAAUUUUCAACUCCUCUUGGUAUUUAACUGCCAAACUCUGUUUAGACUUGUGCAUUUUCUUUUGGGUGGCACAGACUGCAGUAUAGCAGUCACAUCCAAGGAUCAUUAUGAGUUGUGGCUGCUUUGGAGCCUCAACUCUGACGAAGAAAAGGAGUCCUUCUCGUGCUCCUAAUGAGAUUGAUGGCUAUCCACUUGAUAAUGUUGUGCAUUUCUCUGAUAAAGACCUGAGACUGGCCACUGAUAACUAUCAUCCAAGCAAAAAGAUAGGACGAGGAGGCUUUGGAACUGUUUAUCAGGGAACCUUAAAAAAUAGAAGACAAGUAGCAGUGAAGACACUUUCAGCUGGGUCAAAGCAGGGAGUUCGUGAAUUUUUAACUGAAAUUAAAACUAUAUCAAAUGUUAAGCAUCCAAACCUUGUUGAAUUGAUCGGUUGCUGUGUUCAAGAACCUAAUCGUAUAUUAGUAUACGAAUACUUGGAAAAUAACAGCCUUGAUCGUGCAUUACUUGGCACAGGAGGUACACAUACCAGAUUAGAUUGGAGAAGAAGAUCUGAUAUUUGUAUAGGUACUGCUAGAGGUCUUGCAUUUCUUCAUGAAGAACUUGUGCCACACAUUGUACACAGGGACAUUAAAGCUAGCAACAUACUACUUGACAGACACUUUAAUCCAAAAAUAGGAGAUUUUGGGUUGGCUAAAUUAUUUCCAGAUGACAUCACUCACAUUAGCACAAGAAUUGCUGGAACAACUGGUUACUUAGCACCAGAAUAUGCAAUGGGAGGCCAGUUAACCAUGAAGGCUGAUGUAUACAGUUUUGGGGUUCUUAUACUUGAAAUAAUUAGUGGCAAAAGCAGUGCAAGGACAAAUUGGGGAGGGUCCAACAAAUUUCUCUUGGAAUGGGCUUGGCAACUGUAUGAAGAGGGGAAACUGUUAGAGCUUGUGGAUCCAGAGAUGAGUGAAUUUCCUGAGGAAGAGGUUGUUAGGUACAUGAAAGUAGCUUUUUUCUGCACACAGGCAGCAGCAAGUAGAAGACCAAUGAUGUCUCAGGUUGUUGAUAUGCUUUCCAAGAACAUCAGGAUCAAUGAAAAGCAACUAACAGCACCAGGGUUCUUCCAGGAUUCGGGAGAAUCCUCUCUAAAGAAGUCAUCUUUUGAGUCCACAAGCUAUCAAUUCAGCUCUAACCCUGCCAGCAUUACUCAGGUGACCCCUCGGUGAAGCCUGAAUCAAACUCCUCAUGUGUGAAUUGCAUUGUUAAAAAUAGAAGGAAAGAAAAAUGAAAGAUAGAUUAUCUUCUUUUGUUUUCUUUUACAUUUUUCUUUUGAUAUUAUUUUUAAGAAGGUAAUAUAAGGUGUUUGGAUAAGUUUUUAAAGGUGUUUUUAUGGUUUUGCUUUUUUUUUUCUUUCUUUCUCUUUUUUAAUAAUAGCCUUUUCUAUGUAACUAGUGAAUUUCUCCACGAGUUUUCAAAUUUAAAUAAAAUUUAAAGAAAAUAAUAUAUAUUUUUAUUG
Molecule: messenger RNA, 1742 nt
Organism: Abrus precatorius (Indian licorice)
Lineage: Eukaryota; Viridiplantae; Streptophyta; Magnoliopsida; Fabales; Fabaceae
Product: cold-responsive protein kinase 1-like
Exons: 7
Coding region: 349-1452 (367 amino acids)
Biological process (GO): protein phosphorylation
Molecular function (GO): ATP binding; protein kinase activity
Source: RefSeq, a predicted model, not a curated record